This is a messenger RNA of Chrysochloris asiatica (Cape golden mole), 1164 nucleotides long. RefSeq names its product pepsin F-like. Gene Ontology annotation, biological process: proteolysis. Gene Ontology annotation, molecular function: aspartic-type endopeptidase activity. The coding region runs from base 1 to 1164 and encodes 387 amino acids. The record is from RefSeq and is a predicted model, not a curated record. Lineage: Eukaryota; Metazoa; Chordata; Mammalia; Afrosoricida; Chrysochloridae. The transcript is spliced from 9 exons.
AUGAAGUGGUUUUGGGUCCUGGGACUGGUGGCACUCUCAGAGGCCUUGGUCACGAUCCCUUUGAAAAAGAUCAAACCAUUACGAGAAAGGCUCAGGGAAAAAAACCUGCUGAAAGAUUUCCUGGAGAAGCACCCUCAUUCUGCGAUCUACAAGUAUUUUGACAACCCACAGAUAGAAGCCAUCUCUUCAGAGCCCCUGAGGAACUUCCUAGAUCUGGCGUACAUCGGCACCAUUGGCAUUGGAACCCCCCCUCAGGAUUUCGACGUCAUCUUUGACACGGGUUCUACUGACUUGUGGGUCCCCUCAAUCUACUGCUUCAGCCCUGCCUGCACCAACCACAAUGCCUUCAACCCUCUGCUGUCCUCCACCUACCAAUUCUUGGGUCAAUCCAUCUCCAUUACCUACGGCACUGGGAGUAUGAAGGGGUUUCUCUCCAGAGACGUUGUUAAGGUUGCAGGGAUGCUUGAUGUGAAUCAAGACUUUGGCCUGAGCACCCUGGAGCCCGGCGAGUUCAUGGACAAAGCUCCCUUCGACGGCAUUCUGGGACUGGCCUUCCCCUCUAUUGGCUUCAAAAAGACCACCCCCGUUUUUGACAACCUGUGGAAACAGGGUCUUAUUUCUCAGAACCUGUUUGCCUUCUACUUGACUGGCAAGGAAGACAACAGCAGCGUGGUGAUGUUUGGUGGUGUGGACCCCUCCUACUACACAGGGAAUCUUCAAUGGAUCCCACUGACCAAGACCACCUACUGGCAGUUCACCAUUGACAGCAUCUCCAUGAACAAAAGGAUCAUUGGCUGCCAAGGUGGCUGCCAGGGCAUUUUGGAUUCUGGAACGUCUUUGUUGGUUGGACCAGAAUAUACUGUCCUCAACAUCCAGAGGGUCAUCAACGCCAGGACCUCUUAUGGUGGCGAGUACAUCAUGAACUGCAACGCGAUGACAACUCUCCCUGAUAUCAUCUUCACCAUCAACGGAGUUGACUACCCAGUGCCAGCCACAGCCUACAUCCGAAAGGAGAGUUCCGCAUGCUACAGCAACUUCGACGCGCUACCCCAAGGCUUUUAUGGCCAGAACUGGAUCGUGGGGGACGUCUUCAUGAGACUCUAUUUCUCCGUCUUCGACCGAGAAAAUAACAGGAUUGGCCUGGCGCCCGCAGCAAAAAUCUAG